Molecule: messenger RNA, 537 nt
Organism: Strongylus vulgaris
Lineage: Eukaryota; Metazoa; Nematoda; Chromadorea; Rhabditida; Strongylidae
Source: the annotation of a GenBank genome assembly
GAGAUUGAAGAUACGGAUAGACUGGUGCCAUACUUUCCAGCUAAACCCGGUGAAUUCACCAAUUAUGGAAGAAUGUUUGUCAACACAAAGAAAAUGGAUGAGGAAAACAAGUUCGUUGUCUAUACUCUCGAAGUUUUGCCAGACGGUUGCUCUAACAGCCUCCUACUGAAACUCAUAAAAGCAAAAAGUGAUAGUGGAAAAUCGCCGUCAACCACUAUGAUAUUACGCAUGCUGCGCAUAGUCGGAUCAUCUGAAAGAAUUGCCACUGGACCAGUCGUGGUGCACUGCGUAUCUGGUGUGGGAAGAGCUGGAACUGUUAUACUCAUAGACGUCAUACUGCAACGUUUAUUUACCAACCAACUACCGGUUGACGUAGGUCUUAGACAGUUCUUCCAAUGCUACUGCUAUUGUCUGAAGUUGCAAUCUGUAGCUCGUAGAAAUGUUUCGUCACCUUCGCGAUCAGAGAGCAUCAUGUUUACAAAGGGAAGCACAAUUUUUAUUUGUUGUCGCGAGUGUCAUCGAUUAUAUAGGAACUAG